Molecule: messenger RNA, 1076 nt
Organism: Nelumbo nucifera (sacred lotus)
Lineage: Eukaryota; Viridiplantae; Streptophyta; Magnoliopsida; Proteales; Nelumbonaceae
Biological process (GO): regulation of transcription by RNA polymerase II
Cellular component (GO): RNA polymerase II transcription regulator complex
Molecular function (GO): DNA-binding transcription factor activity, RNA polymerase II-specific; protein dimerization activity; RNA polymerase II transcription regulatory region sequence-specific DNA binding
Source: RefSeq, a predicted model, not a curated record
AUGCAGCGCAUACCACAUAACCAUCAAAAUGAUGGAGCGAACAAUAUGGUAGAUGCAGCUGAAACUUCAAAUAAUUUAUGGCCACCAUUUGAGGAGGAUCCCACAACGUACGACCAACAAAAUGAUGGGAACAACAUUAAUUUUGUCGAUCUAGAUGAAACUUCUAAGAAUCCAUGGCCACCAUUUGAGGAGGAUAUCAUACCUUAUAACCAAAAUGAUGGAGAAAACAAUAUGGUGGAUCCAGCUGAAACCUCUGAGAAUCCAUGGCUACUAUUUCAGAAAGAUAUUAUCACAGGUGAGAGAGACACAAGCAUUAUCCCUCAUCAAGAAGACUUAAUCAUGGUGCAACAACCAUCAGAGGAAGCCUUGGCUGCAAGUAGUGUGAAUCAGAACAAUAAAAAGAGAGCCCGCCGGUUGAAGCGUUUUCAAUCUGGAAAGCUAGUGGUGCAACCUGAUACAGACGAAGGGUCGCUCGUGAAAAAGCACGAUCACAAUGCAAAGGAGAGGGUUCGUAGGAUGAAGCUCAAUGCUUCCUAUUUGGCUCUUCGUUCACUACUUCCAGAUUCUCAUAGGUCAAAGAAGAAAUGGAGUGCUCCUGUUGUAGUGGGUAAAGUUCUAGAAUACAUUCCAGAGUUGGAGACUGAGAUUGAGGAUCUUACCCAGAAGAAGGAACAAAUGAUCUCCAUGAUAGAAAAGAGGCAGAUCACUCCCAUCCAAGCUUCACCUUCAGAAUUCGAAACUCCCACAGUUUCAGUAACUGAAGUUAGAAAAGGGGAAGUGAUCAUUCAAAUAUGCAUGAAGAGAGAAAAUUCUAGUGUUUUGUCUACUCUAAUUGCUAACGCUGAAGGUGAAGGAAUGCAAAUUGUCAGUGCUUCGGCUCUUCCAGUCUCUGAUGACAGAGUUUGCUACCAUCUACAUCUUCAUGUGAAUGGAAGUUCCGAAAGAUCCGAUUACAUUGAGGUGUUAAGGACUAAGAUACUUUCAUGGUCGUGCGAGAGUUCAUCUAUUCACCGGCAAGACCAAGAUGGAGAUAAUAUCUUUUAGUAGAAACGGGUGUUAACAUUAACUGCUACAGA